UAACAGAGAAUAGAGCGUCAAGAGAAAAGUUCAUAAGAUAUAAGUUCAGUCGAAUCCUUUAAACAUUGCAGGCUCGUUUAAAGCUAUUUGAGCUUUUAUUCUGAAAUUGUCAACGUUUAUAUUUUUUACCACGUUUCUGUCAUUUAUUCGAGAUUCUCUGUAAAACAUCCCGGCGCUGAAGUCGACACGACGAACGAAGAAUCUCACUUGGGUCAGUUUGUUCUCUGCAUCGUGUAAUGUUGAAUCUUCAGUCCGAUGUCUUUCAUUAUAUCCACUGCGAUGUUAAACUUAAGUUUGUAUUACGCAAACAUCUAUCUGCUUCUGGUAUUCCGAACACCAUCUGGUGCGCGCGCGUCUGAUCACUCCCUUCAGUGCGUGUGUGAGAGUGUGUGUGCACGCGCGCGGCUCAGAAUCGCGUGCGAAGAGGCCGGCGUGUCAUUCAGUGGAAUCUGCCACCUGAAACACAGUAUAAAAACACACACACACACACACACACACUGGAUCCCGCUGCAUUUGCUCCGCUUCAUGACACAGAACACACAUCAGCCUCUGGCCGUCAAUAUGAUUCCACCUGGAGAUUGUUUGUACGCCGGGAGGAAGCGAAGGAAACCCGUUCAAAAACAGAAACCAUUGGCAGUGACUGAAAAAUCCAAUCCGUCAAAACGGCACCGUGAGCGUCUGAACGCUGAGCUGGACCGCUUGGCCAGUUUGUUGCCCUUCUCUCCUGACAUCAUCUCCAAACUGGACAAACUUUCAGUUCUCCGUCUGAGCGUCAGUUACCUGCGGGUCAAGAGCUUCUUCAUCGCUACAACUGCCCAGGAAACACUUCUGCAGAAACAAACCAGCAGGAAAGAAAAUACCACAACAACAUCACAAUGUGUCCCUGAAAACCAGCUGCUGCUUGAGUCUUUAGCAGGUUUCACGCUGGUUGUGAGCAGUGAUGGGAUGGUGUUUUACACGUCCUCUACAAUAGUGGAUUAUCUCGGCUUCCACCAGACAGAUGUGCUGCAUCAGAACAUCUUUGACUACAUUCACGUGGAUGACAGACCGGAGUUCAGACGACAGCUGCAUUGGUCCAUGAACCCUCCACCGCAAACACCUGAACAGCGUUCCUCCUCUAGCACAGGUGAAGAUGUUGUGGUGAGCAGAUUGUUUCUGUCUGAAGAGAGCGCUGGCAUUCCUCCCGAGUUCUAUUGCUUUUUAAAUCGAUGUUUCAUCCUCAGGGUUCGCUGUUUACUGGACAGCACGUCUGGAUUUCGGACGAUGCAGUUUCAGGGCCGACUGAAGUUUCUUCACGGUCAGAGGAAAAAGACGCCGUCAGGAGGGGUUCUGCCGCCUCAGUUAGCCCUGUUCUGUGUCGCCGUUCCUCUGCUUCUGCCCUCCAUCAAUGAGAUGAAGAUGAAGAGCAAACACAAGAACCCAGCUGUUCUCACGCCGUUAGAUCACACUGACCAUCUCAGACGACAUUCAGUGCCGAGUAACGUAACGGAGCCCAUUGGUCCCGUACGGCCACACGAGUCCUGGACGCCGCUCUCCAAAGACAACCUCAAGUACAGGAGUGAAGUUCAGUACAGUCAGGAUGAGCCCUUGGACUUCUGCAAGUCUGCACCGAGCCAGCAGAAGUUUACAAACCUUGAGGGCACGUGGCCCUUGAGAGGCUCCAAUCACGGGGUCCGUCCGCUGCCCGGAGGCCGGCCGAGCAAACACGGACACUAUGGAAAACCCUAUCGAUCGUCUCCCGGUAACAGGGCUGAUGCGUUCCUUCCACAGAGGUGCUUCAGCGGUGGCUCACAGCGCGGCGAGGCCGAAGAUUACAUCAAGAGUAACAACUUCUGUUACCAAGGUCAAGUCGAGGGCUACGACCCGCUCGUCAUGAGCGAGCUGCCCAUAAAGGUGGAGCAGGACUCCGACACUGAAAACGGCUGCGAAUACUACAUACACCCGUGGGCAGAUCAUGAGCGCAACAUGAACGUCUACGCCGCUACGCAGAUGAAAGCAGAGAGUGGAUACUCAGAGCAGUAUUCACCCUGUCAAAGGUCGAAGGCAAGUCACGGCCACAUGUACAGCAGCCACUGUGCCAGCACUUACGAGGGAACGGCUCGACCUCUCAGGUGCGUCCUGAACAAAGAAGCAGCCGAUUGGAGCCCUCAGAGAAUCAAUGCUCCAGAGUCGCACUGUGGCGCGGCCGACGCUUACCAGGACUACAAACACUACGUGCAGCCUCAAUACAAGACAGACUAUGAGCCUAAAGGGCUUCACUGCAUCAAACAAGAGCGCAUGGAUUCUCCGCCCUGGCACGAGCAGGCGACCGCGCACACCAACUCUGUGAUGAACGCCGGCCAGCAGAAGAUCCAGCCGUAUGUGUUCAUGCAGUGAAACUUUUCUCUCUAGUAAUAUUUCGGAUUUCUGACAGACCCCAAGAAUGUCUUUCAACUUUUACAAAGUUCUCUGAAUGUUUAGACGUGCUCUCCAGGUUUUCUGUAAAGGUUUUGAUUGGGUUUUUGAACUUUGAUCAUGUUUUUUAUGCUUUUUAGCAGUGUCUAACUAUUCAUGAACGUAACACAUGAGCAGGUAAUCGCACAGAUAAAAAUAAACUAACAAAUGCAAAUGAUUAUAUAAAUACAAUUUCACAUUCACCUGAAGUACAAACAUUCACAUUUACGUUUACGACAAAAAGAUUUGUUUGAAGAUUCGGGGUUGUGAUAAUCUGUGUAUGACUUUCAUUUGAUAAACACUUGUUUAAACAGCAUUUGAAGGUGUUAAAACUGAAGGAUUUAUUAUGAGAAUAUGUUUUGUGUAGUUAAAAUUGUUUGCCCAUGUGUGGAAACAAAUGUUCUCAUUUAAUUAUAAUGUAGCCAAAAAGUGAAAACUAUUAUGUUGACUUUUACUAUGCAAACGAAGAUUCCAUCACUCAUAACCUAAUGUCAAUACAUGAGAUAUGUUUAAGCAUAAACAAGGAUGACAAACAUGUCCUUUGUUUUUAAGUAAACUACUGUUUAAAUAACAACAAGUAUGCCAAUAACUUUCACUUCUAGAACAAAUGGAAAUUAAACGCCUUCCGAGACUCAAUGUCAUAUUGACCUUCACAGCAUUCCGUCUCACCUCGUUUGCAGACACAGUUUUUUUAAACAGUUCAACAUUUUGUAUUAUAUAUAUAUAUAUAUAUAUAUAUAUA
Molecule: messenger RNA, 3175 nt
Organism: Triplophysa dalaica
Lineage: Eukaryota; Metazoa; Chordata; Actinopteri; Cypriniformes; Nemacheilidae
Gene: ahrra
Product: aryl-hydrocarbon receptor repressor a
Exons: 9
Coding region: 256-2376 (706 amino acids)
Biological process (GO): regulation of transcription by RNA polymerase II
Cellular component (GO): aryl hydrocarbon receptor complex; nucleus
Molecular function (GO): protein dimerization activity; nuclear receptor activity; transcription cis-regulatory region binding
Source: RefSeq, a predicted model, not a curated record